Molecule: messenger RNA, 1068 nt
Organism: Babesia ovata
Lineage: Eukaryota; Apicomplexa; Aconoidasida; Piroplasmida; Babesiidae
Exons: 1
Coding region: 1-1068 (355 amino acids)
Source: RefSeq, a predicted model, not a curated record
AUGAAUGGUUUCACCAGUGAGUUAGACAAAGCAUACGUGAAUAAGUAUUCCGACAGAGUCUUUGAUUGGAACGACAGCAAAGAAACGAAAUACUCCGCCGAAAUAUGUUUGAGUAUUUUGCCAACGAUUUACAACAAACUGCAUUACAUGUUUUACAGUUGCUGUAAAAAAUGGAACGAGUGUACUAUCCAGGCGGAAAGCGGUAAAAAGCAUUUGAAAGCUUUCCUCGAAAAAUACGGUUACGAUAUGCCCGAGCUUAUUAACAAGCAGCACACAGGGCAUGACGUCGCAGUUAAAUUGAGUAAAAGCUUUAAAAGUCACAAGGAAUUCAAGAGUCCUCCAAAUAGCAAUCAUCUCAACUACCAAUUAUAUCUUAAUUACGCCAAGGACACUAAGGAUCCCGGCGUGCUUGCAGAGCUUCUCGGCCAUCUCACAACAUACAACAACGUAUGUCACUUAACUAUUCAACCUAAGCCUAGAAUGCCUUGUAGCGUUUUCGAAAUGUUGGUGUGGCUCAACGGUCUCACGUAUAACCGCGUUUAUGAGCGCCUUAUGGAUCACAUUAAAACGUGUUUCCCUAAACCUAAGGGCAAGGAGACGGCGGAAUAUUCCGAUUUGUAUCCGCACCAAUUAUCGUUGGAUGCAUAUCCCUUUAGCGUUACUGCUGAGGACGUGCACUGCGCUGUUCAGCAUAUUUGCUCGAACUCAGCGACCGUGCUCACCACCAUACUCGGAACCGGCAACGCUCUCACUAUAUAUGCCUGCAGGUUCUCGAACAACUCAUUUAAUUUCAAAUACCCUAAUUCGGGAGACGAUUGUUUUCAAACGUUGCUUGAUGUGUUACGUAGAGUGUUUCCCGUUUUCCGAUUCCUGAAUAGUGUCUGUAAGUUGAGUUCUGAACACCACGGCUGGCGUGACUGUCAGUACGGGAGGCUUAUCCGACGGCCAUGUCACCAUGUGACAAGCAAUCAAAUGACCACUCAACCGACCAACCAAAUGGGCAGUCAACGCAUAAACCAAAUGGUCAACCAAACACACAACCAAAUUGUCAACCAACAUCUCCACUAA